UAUCAGAGUUAUCAGACAGCCAGUCGGUUCGUUCAUGUCUUCGCAAUAAUAUUGCCUCCGUUUGAGUUUCGAAUGAUGCCGUCGCAAAAGUUGGUUUUCCUUCCGGAUCCGGACAUCGCGAAGAGCUGCUAUGUCAGCAGCCCGGCUCAGUACAAGCAGAUGUACCAGAAGUCGAUCGAGAAUCCGUCCGAGUUUUGGGGAGAGAUUGCGGACAAUUUCUAUUGGAAAAAGCCGAUCGAUUUCGACAACUUCAACCGAUUCAAUUUCGACGUUAGGAAAGGUCCCGUCUUCACCAAGUGGUUGGACGGCGCAACCACGAACAUCUCCUAUAAUCUGCUUGACAGGAAUAUUCGGAACGGAAAUGGGAAAAAAAUCGCUUUCUAUUGGGAAGGAAAUGAUCCCAAGAACUCAAAAUACAUCACGUAUUCGGAACUUCUCUCUGAAGUAUGUCGUUUCGCCAAUGUCCUCAAAAGCCGAAAUGUACAGAAAGGAGACAGAGUAGCCAUAUAUAUGCCAAUGAUAUUAGAAGCUGUAAUCACCAUGUUAGCCUGUACAAGAAUAGGAGCUGUUCAUUCUUUGGUGUUUGCAGGAUUCUCUGCCGAUUCGUUUGCCGAAAGGAUAACAGACUGCCAAGCACGACUUCUAGUUACAGCUGAUGCUACAUGGAGGGGGCAGAAAUUAAUCAAACUCAAGACUAUUUGUGAUGAAUCUAUGGAAAUAUGCAAGAAAAAAGGUCACGUGGUAGAAACCUGCAUAGUUGUGGCUCAUUUUCAAAGGAGCGAACUUCCUAAUGGUGUAGCAAAGUUAAAUUAUGAGGCUCCCAUGUUGAACUCGAGAGAUUUCUGGUGGCAUGAAGUUGUACCUGGUGCUUCCGCAAACUGUCCUCCAGAAUGGAUGGAAGCAGAGGAUCCAUUGUUUAUACUGUAUACUAGUGGUUCCACAGGCAAACCUAAAGGAGUUCUUCAUACAACUGGAGGAUAUUUACUUUAUGCAGCGACCACCUUUAAAUUCGUGUUCGACUAUAAACCAGGGGAUAUUUAUUGGUGCACUGCUGAUAUAGGAUGGAUUACAGGCCAUACCUAUGUCGUAUAUGGACCUUUAGCGAAUGCAGCAACAUCUGUGAUUUACGAAGGAACGCCGUUCUAUCCAACCAACAGCAGGUACUGGGAAAUAGUUGAAAAAUAUAAAGUUAAUCAAUUUUAUACUGCACCAACUGCAAUAAGAACUCUGAUGAAAUUUGGGGAAGAUAUUAUAAAAAAGCAUAAUUUAUCAUCCCUGAGAAUUCUUGGUUCGGUUGGUGAACCUAUCAAUCCAGAAGCAUGGUUAUGGUACUAUAAAAAUAUUGGAAGGGAAAAAUGUUCCAUUGUGGACACCUAUUGGCAAACUGAAACAGGAGGUCAUAUUAUAACACCCCUUCCUGGUGUUACCGCCAUGAAACCGGGAGCUGCCUCCUCGCCAUUUUUCGGUGUUCAACCCAUACUUCUUGAUGAUAAUGGUAAAGAAAUCGAAGGAGAAGGGGAAGGAUAUUUGGUGUUUUCAAGACCAUGGCCCGGCAUCAUGAGGACAUUGUUCAACAACCAUGACAGAUACGAAGAAACCUAUUUUAAACGAUUCCCAGGAUACUACUUUUCUGGCGAUGGGGCUCGAAGAGACUCAGACGGAUACAUUUGGGUAACUGGUAGAGUAGAUGACAUGUUGAACGUUUCAGGACACUUAAUGUCGACAGCGGAGGUAGAAUCAGUACUUACCGAACACAAAUAUGUGACUGAAGCUGCAGUAGUGGCUAAACCACACCCUAUCAAGGGAGAAUGCUUAUAUUGUUUCAUCACUAUCGCAGAAAAUGCAGUAUUCGAUGAUAAACUUCAAACGGAACUGAAGCAAUUGGUAAGGGAAAGAAUAGGUCCAUUUGCCCAACCAGAUGUGAUUCACAAUGCUCCAGGGCUGCCAAAAACAAGGUCUGGCAAGAUCAUGAGAAGAAUUCUACGGAAAAUAGCUCAAGAUGACCGUGAUAUCGGUGAUAUAAGUACUUUGGCUGAUAGUGGAAUAGUAGACGUCCUCUUUAAAACUAAACCAAUUAGUACAAAAAUACAAAGCUAAAAAUAAUGGGCAAUAGAGAUGUUGAAGCUGUAGAAAUGAGCACAGCUUUAUGGUAUUUAUCAUUCCAGAAUGUCUGGAAAACAUAGAAGAAUGCACAUGUUGAACAAAGAAAUACUCAAAUGGAAAUAUUCCGACUCAAAAAAACCAUUGAACACCAUCAGCUAAACUGUGAAUUUAUAGAAAUAGAUAAUCGCACAAUUCCAAUCCAUUAUUUGUUUCUAUAUGUGUAAGAAAAUAUUGUCGUGUUGCAGAUAUACGAGUACAAAUUCAGUUGUUUAUAUUUCUAUUUCCAUUUUGUUAAUUUCUCUGGUUGUACAGUUAAUUUGACUUAAGUAAAAUAUGUUGAACAUAAUAUA
Coccinella septempunctata (seven-spotted ladybird) is the source of this 2453-nucleotide messenger RNA. RefSeq names its product acetyl-coenzyme A synthetase (gene AcCoAS). The transcript is spliced from 8 exons. Bases 73 to 2097 code for a protein of 674 amino acids. NCBI's taxonomy places the organism in Eukaryota, Metazoa, Arthropoda, Insecta, Coleoptera, Coccinellidae. Gene Ontology annotation, molecular function: AMP binding; acetyl-CoA synthetase activity. The record is from RefSeq and is a predicted model, not a curated record.